CACAGAGAGGGAGAGCUCUGCUGAAGUGACCGUCCCAUCCUCUGUCACUCUAUGCGCUGUAGCCACACACCGCCUCUGCGCGCCGCAUCACCACACUCUGAAAGACCCGCGCGCACCACCUGGACACUGCGAGCGCGCACUGACGAACCACACUUUUGCAGGAUAUUUCCAAAGAGACUUCAUAAACUCAGGUGAUUAUUUCAGCAUUCGGCCCUCAAGGAUGCUCGCGCUACAGUGGAAUAUGUGCUGUGUGCUGUUUUUUCUCUUGGCUUCGCUGAGGACGCACCAGGUGUCAGCGGCGCGACCCAAAGCGAACUCCAUCAAACCCGGACAGCUCGGGGAGACGGCCGCUCCCGCCACCAACCACUCCGCCUCUGCGCACGGGAGCAUCACCAAGAAACACAACAUCCUGACACAGGUGUAUCCAUGCAGCAAUGACAAGGAGUGCAGUGUGGGCAGUUACUGCCACAGCCCUCAACACGCGCCCUCGCGCUGCCUCACCUGCCGCAGGAGGAAGAAGCGCUGCCACAGAGACGCCAUGUGCUGCCCCGGAAACCGCUGCAGUAGCUACAUCUGUGUGCCAAUUUCUGAGAGUGUGCUCUCACACCACAUCUCACCAUUCGACGAACACAACAAAAUGUCCAAUAAAGAUCACAGCUGGAGGAAGAACAGCAAAGCACACAGCAAACUCAAAGGUCAUGAAGGCGACCCCUGCCUGCGCUCCUCCGACUGCUCAGACGGAUACUGCUGUGCGCGACACUUCUGGACCAAGAUCUGCAAACCAGUGCUGCGUCUGGGCGAAGUGUGCACCAAACAGAGGAAGAAAGGCUCUCACGGUCUGGAGAUCUUCCAGCGCUGUGACUGCGCCAAAGGCCUCUCCUGUAAGGUGUGGAAAGAUGCCACCUCCUCGUCCAAGUCCCGCCUCCACAUGUGCCAGAAGAUCUGAGGCUCUGCUCUGGUGCCAGGGAACUCUUUACAAAGGGACGUGUCGUGGCUGUGAAAGACAAACAGACGAACAGAGACAGCUCACAUUUGUGGGUCAAAGUGCAGAGAAAGAGGGAAGUGUUGGACUGUGUUGGCAGAGAGGGUGGGGCCUGCUCCUGUACACCCCAGCAGUAAGCCUCCAAAUAUGUUCUAUUCACUCUAUGACUUUCAGGGAAUCAUAACUUUAGGAAGUAGAAGCUGGGAACUGUAUAGGGCUUUCCUUUAGAUGGGGAAACUUACCACAUGCCAAAACAUGUAAAUACUAAUUAUGAGAUUAUCCUGUGAACAAAAAGCCAUGUUAUUUAUGUAUGUUUGUGUAAAAGAUCCAGCAGAAUCUGUUUUCUUUCAGCAAGUGCAUUCAGACAUUUACCAGUGCUAUGCAAAGCCUCCAUGUGAAGAGCAGUCAGAAAGGGUACCAUUUACUAGAAUACGUUUACUGAUUACUCCAGAACUUUUGGUAAAACAACAUUAUUACAUAAUAUUUUGAAACCAAAGAAAAGGGAAAGUUUUUGUGUUUUAGUGCACUGGCUUUAUUUAGCCUCAAAAGCGUGAAUAUGGUAGAGUGAAGGUUUGAUCUGUGCGACGGGGUUGUGUUGGUGAAAGGUGUCUACCGCGUACUCCAGCAGACCCAAAACUGUUUUCCAAAUCACAGAAACAGGACUCAAGGUUGCAGUGGAAACGCCAGUGCAGGCUUUUCCAUCGCUGCAGCCAGUUUGAGAUGUGAGACGAAUGAAUAUUUAUUUUAAUGACAACGAUUUUUCAAAAUGUUAGUUUCAAUCAACGUUUCGAGCACACGCCUGUUUAAUCUAAAAGCCCCUAAUACAAACAAAUUACAAACUUCAAUGCAAUUUCACAUCUGCACACAAGUUGUUUUAGACCAUUCAAUAUAUAUUUUGUAAUCAAUAAAAUACCAAUAAGCUUUUGUAUUGUAAAUAGAUGGGAACAAUGUAUUUAAAGUUUGUAUAUCAUGUACAUAUGAUAAAGUAUAAAUCCUACAUAUUGGAGAUAGAGUUUUAAUGAGGGCUGGCGUGGGGCAGUGGUGUAGUUGACAUGACAGUGGACCAGAAAAGCAUGAUCAAAGAUGUAGGCCCAGUGCCAUGUCAUAAAACUGGAGUGAAGAUUUAUAGCACUAUUCAAUAUUGUGUGAAUAAUAUGAUUUUGUGUAUUUACAGUG
Molecule: messenger RNA, 2158 nt
Organism: Boleophthalmus pectinirostris (great blue-spotted mudskipper)
Lineage: Eukaryota; Metazoa; Chordata; Actinopteri; Gobiiformes; Gobiidae
Gene: dkk2
Product: dickkopf WNT signaling pathway inhibitor 2
Exons: 4
Coding region: 221-946 (241 amino acids)
Biological process (GO): multicellular organism development; negative regulation of canonical Wnt signaling pathway
Cellular component (GO): extracellular region
Molecular function (GO): co-receptor binding; receptor antagonist activity
Source: RefSeq, a predicted model, not a curated record